UGCUUUCAUUUUUGCUCGUGCCGAGGGGAAGUCAGUGGAUAUUCGGCAAGCAGCUGGGUUGCUUUUGAAGAAUAACCUCAGGACUGUGUUUAAAACUAUGCCGCUGGGGAACCAGCAAUAUAUAAAGUCCGAGUUGUUACCUUGUCUAGGUUCUACUGAUAAGCACAUUAGGUCUACAGCCGGGACCAUCAUUAGUGCUAUUGUUCAGAUUGAGGGAGUUGCUGGUUGGCUGGAGUUGAUGCACACUCUUGUAAAAUAUUUGGAUAGCAAUGAUGUGAAUCUCAUGGAAGGGGCAAUGGAUGCUUUGUCUAAGAUAUGUGAGGACGUUCCUCAAGUAUUGGAUUCUGAUAUUUCUGGAUUGUCAGAAAGACCCAUUAAUGUUUUCAUCCCAAGGUUUCUUCAGCUUUUCCAUUCACCACAUGCUACACUAAAAAAGCUUUCCCUGGGUUCUGUAUAUCAAUUCGUUAUGAUGAUGCCCAAGGUUCUUUAUGUGAAUAUGGACAAGUAUUUGCAAGGUUUGUUUCUUCUUGCUAAUGAUUCAACUUCAGAGAUCCGGAAGUUGGUAUGUGCAGCUUUCGUUCAAUUGAUUGAAGUUCACCCAGCUUUCUUGCAGACACAUAUGAGGAAUGUUAUUGAAUAUAUUCUUAAAGUCAAUGAGGACAUCGAUGAUGAAGUGGCUCUUGAAGCUUGUGAGUUUUGGUCAGCAUAUGCUGAUGCUCAGCUCCCUCCAGAAAAUUUGAGGGAAUUUUUGCCGCGUCUGAUUCCAGUCUUGCUUUCCAACAUGGUUUAUGCUGAUGACGAUGAAUCACUUGCGGAGGCUGAGGAAGAUGGAUCUCUUCCUGAUAGAGACCAGGAUCUGAAGCCGCGGUUUCAUUCAUCACGGUUUCAUGGAUCAGAAGAUGCUGAUGAUGAUGAUGAUGACACAGUGAACAUAUGGAAUUUAAGGAAGUGCAGUGCAGCUGCUCUAGAUGUUCUCUCAAAUGUAUUUGGUGAUGGGAUUCUCUCUAGUUUGAUGCCUGUUGUUCAGACUAAAUUAUCUACUACAGAUGAUGCAUCUUGGAAGGAAAGGGAAGCUGCGGUUUUAGCUCUUGGUGCUGUCGCUGAGGGAUGCAUUAAUGGACUUUAUCCACAUUUGUCUGAGAUUGUUGGUUUUCUGGUCUUGCUCAUAGAUGACAAACUUCCACUCAUGCGAAGUAUCUCCUGCUGGACAUUGUCACGCUUUAGCAAAUUUGUUGUUCAGAGCAAUGAUCAUCAACAAGGACGCGAACAGUUUAAUAAAGUUCUUAAAGGUCUUCUGCGAAGAAUACUAGAUGAUAACAAGCGAGUGCAAGAAGCUGCCUGUUCCGCUUUUGCAACACUUGAAGAGGAGGCUGGAGAUGAGCUGGUACCAUGCCUAGAGACUAUUUUGCAGCACUUAAUGUGUGCCUUUGGAAAGUAUCAGAGACGAAAUCUUCGAAUUGUUUAUGAUGCCAUUGGAACACUCGCAGAGGCUGUGGGAGGAGAGUUAAAUCAGCCCAGAUACUUGGAGAUAUUAAUGCCCCCACUGAUUGCAAAGUGGCAGCAAAUUUCAGAUUCAGAUAAAGACCUUUUCCCACUGCUGGAAUGCUUUACGUCUAUUGCACAGGCAUUGGGUACUGGAUUCUCACAAUUUGCUCCACCUGUAUUCCAGAGGUGCAUAAACAUCAUUCAAACACAACAAAUGGCAAAGGUUGGUGCUCCAUCAACUGGGAUACCGUAUGACAGAGAAUUCAUUGUUUGUUCCUUGGACCUCCUCUCUGGAAUUGCGGAAGGACUUGGUAGCAGCAUUGAGAGCUUGAUAUCACAAAGUAUUUUAACUGAUUUGCUUUUGCAAUGUUGUUUGGAUGAUGUUUCUGAUAUACGACAAAGUGCCUUUGCAUUGCUCGGCGAUCUUGCAAGGGUUUGUCCAGUUCAUUUACGUCAACACCUGUCUGAGUUUCUUGGUGCUGCCAUGAAGCAACUGGAGGCUGCCAAGCUGAAUGAGACCGUGUCUGUCGCAAACAAUGCCUGUUGGGCAAUUGGAGAAAUUGCAAUUAAGGUUCGCAAAGAAAUAUCUCCUGUUGUGCUGGCAGUGAUCUCAUGCUUGGUGCCAAUUCUUCAACAUGCCAAGGAACUCAACAAGUCACUGGUAGAAAAUAGUGCUAUAACUCUUGGAAGACUUGCUUGGGUCUGUCCAGAGCUCGUCUCACCACAUAUGGAGCAUUUCAUGCAAGCGUGGUGCACAGCUUUGUCAACGAUACGUGAUGAUAUUGAGAAGGAGGAGGCAUUUCGAGGGUUAUGUGCAAUGGUCAGAGCAAAUCCGUCUGGGGCUUUGAGUGCAAUGGUUUUCAUGUGUAAAGCCAUUGCUAGUUGGCAGGAAAUAAGGAGUAGUGAUCUUCAAAAUGAGGUCAUUCAGGUGUUGCAGGGGUACAAACGAAUGCUUGAGAAUGGGGCGUGGGAACAAUGCAUGUCCUCUCUUGAGGCUCCCAUGAAGGAUAAGCUUCUAAAGUACCUUGCCUAAUGCUCACUGCCUUUUCAUUUGGGCUUUUAAAGUACCUUGCUUAAUGCAUGUGAUUGAUAAUGGAGGGAACUAUGCACCCCUGCACUUUCGUGUUAGCGUUGUGUAUUGUUGUGCUGUAGCCUGUGUGGUUCUUCAAGAGUGCAAAGUUUUGGCCAAGUGUGUGAUAGAAGAAUUUGGAUUGAAAGCCUUUAUUUAUACACGCAAAAAUUGGUUGGUUGAGAAAAUGGUGAUACUGUAAAGGGCGGAUGGGCAUUUCUGACAUUUUCUUUUCUACCUAGUGUCCUGUAUGUUAUCAUUUCAAAAUUUAGGGCAUAGUCUUACUGUUAUGGAUCAGGAAAUUUUGUCUCAUGUAAUUUUAUAUACACAUAUGGCACUGGGCUCGUUAGGUUUUUUAGCCUGUUCCACAAAAUUGAGUAGAAGGAAUUGGUUUGAACAUCAAGUAGGUGAAGAAGAAGAAAUGCCGGAUGUAUUGGUUUGAAAAAGUCUAGCAAUUGUAUUGUAUUUGACUAUUUGGUGUGGAAAUGGGAUUUCAUUUCAUUUUGUCUGUUCUUUUCAAGUAUUUUAUUUAAUGGAGAAAAAAUUGUAUCAGU
This is a messenger RNA of Cuscuta europaea, 3108 nucleotides long. The record is from the annotation of a GenBank genome assembly. Lineage: Eukaryota; Viridiplantae; Streptophyta; Magnoliopsida; Solanales; Convolvulaceae.